UAAAAAAAUAUGUUAUCAAACAUGGCGUGCGAAAAAGCGUCGUGUGGAAAUUACUGGGAUGGAUUUGUUUAUUAGGUCAGCUUAUAACUGAACGAUACCGCGUCGCUGGACUAUGUGGUCACACACAAAAGGGCGAAGUCUCCAUGUCAACGUUCGGAAAAGGAGGUGCCGGGGCGGAGGCGCUCGGCGGUAGGCGAGUGCGCGGGUGAUAUGCAAGCGGCGCCGGCGCGCUACGUGUCCGUGAGCGAGCUGUAUUCGACUGACGAAGUGGAGCUGCUGCUCGACGAGAUCCGCGAGCUGGAGCCCACGAGCUGCCGCGGCGAAGACGUGCAGGAUUUCGAGAUAGCCGGGAGCGGGUGCGGCGCGGGCGGCGGCGGGCGCUCGCCGGCCGGCACGGAGGCCACGGAGCGCUCGUGGGACUCGCACGCGCACUACCGGCGCGCGGCGGGCGUGCGGGCGCGCGCGCUGGCGCCGCUGUACUGCCGCGCGCGGCACCUGCUGACGGCGCGCGGCGCGUGCACGCUGGGCGUGGUGCUGCUGGCGGGCGCGGCGGCGGCGUGCGUGUGGGCGGCCGUGGGGCUGCGCGCGGCCGAGCUGCCGCUGGCGCCGCGCGUGCAGCUGCUGCAGCUGGCCGCGCUGUCGUCCGCGCUGCUGCACGCCGCGCUGCUGCUCAUGCACGUCUCCGGCCUCAACGCGCUCAUGCCCAUCGACUGGAACAAGCUGAGUACGUUGACCAGCGCGUGGAGCGCACUGUCGCUGACGCUGGGCGGCGCGCUCACGCUGCACGCCGUGCUGUGCGCGCCCGAGUACCGCUGGGCGCCCGAGCACAUCGCGCGCCUGCUGUGCUCCGCCUCCGUGAGUACCGCGCCCGCCUCCCACGCACAGGGCCCGUGCCCGGCGCUCACGCUGCACGCCGUGCUGUGCGCGCCCGAGUACCGCUGGGCGCCCGAGCACAUCGCGCGCCUGCUGUGCUCCGCCUCCGUGAGUACCGCGCCCGCCUCCCACGCACAGGGCCCGUGCCCGGCGCUCACGCUGCACGCCGUGCUGUGCGCGCCCGAGUACCGCUGGGCGCCCGAGCACAUCGCGCGCCUGCUGUGCUCCGCCUCCGUGAGUACCGCGCCCGCCUCCCACGCACAGGGCCCGUGCCCGGCGCUCACGCUGCACGCCGUGCUGUGCGCGCCCGAGUACCGCUGGGCGCCCGAGCACAUCGCGCGCCUGCUGUGCUCCGCCUCCGUGAGUACCGCGCCCGCCUCCCACGCACAGGGCCCGUGCCCGGCGCUCACGCUGCACGCCGUGCUGUGCGCGCCCGAGUACCGCUGGGCGCCCGAGCACAUCGCGCGCCUGCUGUGCUCCGCCUCCGUGAGUACCGCGCCCGCCUCCCACGCACAGGGCCCGUGCCCGGCGCUCACGCUGCACGCCGUGCUGUGCGCGCCCGAGUACCGCUGGGCGCCCGAGCACAUCGCGCGCCUGCUGUGCUCCGCCUCCGUGAGUACCGCGCCCGCCUCCCACGCACAGGGCCCGUGCCCGGCGCUCACGCUGCACGCCGUGCUGUGCGCGCCCGAGUACCGCUGGGCGCCCGAGCACAUCGCGCGCCUGCUGUGCUCCGCCUCCGUGAGUACCGCGCCCGCCUCCCACGCACAGGGCCCGUGCCCGGCGCUCACGCUGCACGCCGUGCUGUGCGCGCCCGAGUACCGCUGGGCGCCCGAGCACAUCGCGCGCCUGCUGUGCUCCGCCUCCGUGAGUACCGCGCCCGCCUCCCACGCACAGGGCCCGUGCCCGGCGCUCACGCUGCACGCCGUGCUGUGCGCGCCCGAGUACCGCUGGGCGCCCGAGCACAUCGCGCGCCUGCUGUGCUCCGCCUCCGUGAGUACCGCGCCCGCCUCCCACGCACAGGGCCCGUGCCCGGCGCUCACGCUGCACGCCGUGCUGUGCGCGCCCGAGUACCGCUGGGCGCCCGAGCACAUCGCGCGCCUGCUGUGCUCCGCCUCCGUGAGUACCGCGCCCGCCUCCCACGCACAGGGCCCGUGCCCGGCGCUCACGCUGCACGCCGUGCUGUGCGCGCCCGAGUACCGCUGGGCGCCCGAGCACAUCGCGCGCCUGCUGUGCUCCGCCUCCGUGAGUACCGCGCCCGCCUCCCACGCACAGGGCCCGUGCCCGGCGCUCACGCUGCACGCCGUGCUGUGCGCGCCCGAGUACCGCUGGGCGCCCGAGCACAUCGCGCGCCUGCUGUGCUCCGCCUCCGUGAGUACCGCGCCCGCCUCCCACGCACAGGGCCCGUGCCCGGCGCUCACGCUGCACGCCGUGCUGUGCGCGCCCGAGUACCGCUGGGCGCCCGAGGACAUCGCGCGCCUGCUGUGCUCCGCCUCCGUGAGUACCGCGCCCGCCUCCCACGCACAGGGCCCGUGCCCGGCGCUCACGCUGCACGCCGUGCUGUGCGCGCCCGAGUACCGCUGGGCGCCCGAGCACAUCGCGCGCCUGCUGUGCUCCGCCUCCGUGAGUACCGCGCCCGCCUCCCACGCACAGGGCCCGUGCCCGGCGCUCACGCUGCACGCCGUGCUGUGCGCGCCCGAGUACCGCUGGGCGCCCGAGCACAUCGCGCGCCUGCUGUGCUCCGCCUCCGUGAGUACCGCGCCCGCCUCCCACGCACAGGGCCCGUGCCCGGCGCUCACGCUGCACGCCGUGCUGUGCGCGCCCGAGUACCGCUGGGCGCCCGAGGACAUCGCGCGCCUGCUGUGCUCCGCCUCCGUGAGUACCGCGCCCGCCUCCCACGCACAGGGCCCGUGCCCGGCGCUCACGCUGCACGUCGUGCUGUGCGUCGAUCUAUUGGAACGCUGCCUCGAAAUUCCGAUCGACCAGCAAAUCAAGCGCCGCAAGUGGAACUGGAUCGGCCACACUCUCUGA
Ostrinia nubilalis (European corn borer) is the source of this 2901-nucleotide messenger RNA. RefSeq lists its product as uncharacterized. The transcript is spliced from 4 exons. NCBI's taxonomy places the organism in Eukaryota, Metazoa, Arthropoda, Insecta, Lepidoptera, Crambidae. The coding region runs from base 211 to 2901 and encodes 896 amino acids. The record is from RefSeq and is a predicted model, not a curated record.